Messenger RNA from Aspergillus steynii IBT 23096, 480 nucleotides. RefSeq lists its product as uncharacterized. The transcript has a single exon. The record is from RefSeq and is a predicted model, not a curated record. The coding region runs from base 70 to 273 and encodes 67 amino acids. Lineage: Eukaryota; Fungi; Ascomycota; Eurotiomycetes; Eurotiales; Aspergillaceae.
AUUGGAUCUAAUUUCACGCACCCUCGGCGUGCCUUACGGGGAGCGAACCAAGAGGUCUCGGUCUUAAACAUGGGACCUGGACAAGCCCUAGGGCCAGGCACGGGUGACAAGGUAUCCGGUACCUUUGACGGUGCCUGGCUAACGCGGCCUGGGCGUGGUACCCGGUACAUGGAGUCACGGACGGGCGAGGCAAAGCCACCGGCACUGACGGCGUGCCACAGCGGACGGAGUCGUCCUCAGCCUCAGGUCUCGACCGGAAUGCGAGGGAAAUGAGCCAAACCCACUUGGUCUAGCGUCCGACUAAUCAUCGCCAUCGGCGCAGUGAAGUUGCGUGUCCGUCCAGUCGCUCCGUUGAAAGCGGAGAAGGAGGAUCCAGCCGGGUAGUCUCUGUAUUAAUAGAAAUUGACCGGAGUAGAUGGGAAUUCAUGUCUUGGGGAUUCUGAGGCAUCUUCCAUCGUCAGUCAGAACUCAGAACCCGAA